AUGCUUUCAAUUUUUCCGCGGCCACAAACGAUGAAGCGAAUACAACGACGCCAGCUUAGUCCCCAGACCCUUGCAAAACUGAGAUGUACUGGGACGGAGUUUCGAGAGCGAAUCCAGAAAGUGACAAUACCCAGGGACGCUGAAGUCCUCGAUCUUGAGAUCACAGAUCCUGGCACCAACUUUCUUCAAGAAUGCCAACGACGUCGGUCCUCACGCAGACACCGUCGGAAUUCUGUGAGCGAGUCGCAGGAGAGCGACUGCAAUUGGAAGUGCAUGGGACUGCGAUUUGGUCGAAGUCCCCGCCAAAAUUAUGGAAACGAAGGACUGUACAUAUACAAAGUUAGGCAGGAGAAUCCCGGCACAGCAUCCCUUUCGAUCGGCGAUCGAAUUUUGGCAAUCGAUGGAAUCGUCUUCGACGAUCAGACCCUGGACGCCUUGAACCGUGAUGCUGACCUGGUGGACCACGACGCAAGGUCAGUUUCUGUCGCCGUGACAACCUUCUACGAGAUCGUAGCCAGUCUUCUUGAGAUCUGGGUGAACAAUCAACAGUCCGCUGAAGAAGUGGAUCAAUCUAAAGACCCAAAAAGACCCCCCAUCAGCCUCACGGUGGCUCGAUGUAUUCCCUCGGCGAUGUCAAUCACUCCUGUAAUGGAACUUGACGACGCGGUACAACUACCAGCAAAUCAUAGUGUUUCUAAUGACAAGCAGUUUAAAAUGCCUAAAGACAAGAUCGAAGAUGAGAUGAUGGAGAUUGAGAUGAUAGAUUUUCCCAAAACCACUUCCGGUAUUGGGGCCUUCUUAACACCUUCUACGAAUGGACUGGGCGCGCGUGUUGAACGUCUGGCCAAAGGUGAACUUGCUGAGACCGACGGACGAUUGCAAGUGAAUGACACCAUACUCUACAUCAACGAGAAACCGGUCAUGAACAAGACAUUUAAGGAGGUACUUCGGGUGUAUCGCCAUGCGUCUGUCAAGGCAGAGGCGACUCCUCCCAUCACGCCCGAACCGCCAGUCCAAACAAUCAGAUUGAUAGUUUCACGGUCAUUGAGGGAGCCUAAGAAACCUGUGCAACGAUCGCCGGUGGCGCGGUCUUUAACUGUGCCUCGGAGCUCAGUUUCGAAAGCGCCGUUUCUAUUUGAAGUAAACCAGACUCCCGGAGAGGUGGAUCCUACAGACCUGUUGCUCAUGUAUGGUGGCCCUCGUGGCAAAGUUGACCCGAUCAAGCGCGGUGUGGUCAUUGAGGAGGCAGAUUCGGAUGAAGCUACAGAGAAAAAGGAGACUCCUAGCGAAUCCAGACACAAUGUCGACGAGACGGUUUCAAACAACGCAAGCGCAUCAUCCCCAUCUGGCGUGACAAACGGAUUCUUUCAGGCUUACCCAGCGAAAAGCAUUGUCCCCGAGCAAAAUAAACAGCCCGCAAGUCAGGCGAUGGAUCGGCAGGCAAUGUCGAUGCUGCAAAAUGAGUGGCUGACCACAUUAAAUGAGGAUGUCACAAUCUUGAUUGGUGAGUAUAACCUUCCGUCGGCCAACGAACCACUGGGGAUUUCCGUCGAGACCUUGGCCACCGUAGACAGACUCGGUCGGCAGACAGACUAUCGACACCGUCUGGUCGCGGUGCGGGAGGAUGGUGUGAUUGGAACGCAGACAAGUCUUCGACCAAUGGACGAGCUUCUUGAGGUCAAUGGCACCGCCGUGCGAGGAAGGGACAGCGCCUUCCUCACAAGAACCCUUCAGGAAACCCGCAGGUCUGGGUACCUGGUCUGCAGUCGUCCUGUGUCACACAUUCCAACCCCAGCUCGUCCUUCCUCCACCUUCGGCGUAGACAAGAUGUCUGCGAUUCCCGAGGUGACCAGCGAGGAGUUCACACACACCGAAACAACGUCAGUUGAAUUGGAACCGGGAAUCGAGAAAGUGGAAAUACUGUCUUCGUCGCCCGAAAGGAUUUCUGAUCUUCGAAGGAAGUUUGAAAAGGGUCCACACGGAAGCUACCAACAGCCGACAAAUGCACUCGAGGAGAAAGAGGAGUCAGAGGAGACUCAGAGGACGACGCAACAGGAUGACUUCGGCGAGGAAUCCCUCAGCACAUCAGACGUCUCUUUUGCCUCGCCUGACGACUCAAUUGAGAUUAUCAUCAGCAAACGAAAAGGGGAACUUCUGGGGGUUACACUAGGACCCAAAGACGAUGCGAUGGGAGGAUUCGUCAUCACUGAUAUCUCUCCCAGCGGAGCGUUACACAGGACAAUGCACUCCGUCGAGUUUUAUAAAGGCGUCAAAGCUAACGUCGGAGACGUCGUCACCGAAAUUAAGGGCCACAGGCUUAGAAAAUCAACUCUUUUUUCCGUGCAAAGUCUUCUCUGGAGUAUGUUCGCUUAUGAAGGCGACAUCAGGCUUGUGAAUGUAAAGGAAGAAAAUAUGGGCGUUCCGACUGGCCAACAGGCUGGCAACCAAUACCUGAAGAUAACGUUAAUUAGUUUUUCUCCUACAAUCAGUCCCGUACUGAUGGUGCUUGCCAUCACUGUGUUAACGACCGUAGUCGUCCUUGGAAAGUGGAAGCUAGCAAUGCUUGCUCACUUCAAGGCGGUUUUGAACAGACCUGCCUUCAAGCCCUAG
Messenger RNA from Mesocestoides corti, 2610 nucleotides. NCBI's taxonomy places the organism in Eukaryota, Metazoa, Platyhelminthes, Cestoda, Cyclophyllidea, Mesocestoididae. The record is from the annotation of a GenBank genome assembly.